Molecule: messenger RNA, 1427 nt
Organism: Micropterus salmoides (largemouth bass)
Lineage: Eukaryota; Metazoa; Chordata; Actinopteri; Centrarchiformes; Centrarchidae
Product: transcription factor AP-2-alpha-like
Exons: 3
Biological process (GO): regulation of cell population proliferation; anatomical structure development; regulation of transcription by RNA polymerase II
Cellular component (GO): nucleus
Molecular function (GO): RNA polymerase II transcription regulatory region sequence-specific DNA binding; DNA-binding transcription factor activity, RNA polymerase II-specific
Source: RefSeq, a predicted model, not a curated record
UAUGUGUUUUUUUUGUUCUCCUUCUGCAGAGCCAAGUCAAAAAAUGGAGGUCGCUCUCUAAGAGAAAAGCUUGAUAAGAUUGGGCUCAACCUGCCUGCAGGAAGAAGGAAGGCAGCCAAUGUCACUCUACUUACCUCACUAGUAGAAGGUGAAGCUGUUCAUUUAGCAAGAGACUUUGGUUACGUGUGUGAGACAGAGUUCCCUGCAAAGGCAAUUGCUGAAUACCUGGGCAGGCCGCAUGUGGAACGCAACGAAGUUAACUCUCGCAAGAACAUGCUCCUUGCUGCCAAGCAAAUCUGCAAGGAGUUCACAGACUUGCUUACUCAGGACCGUUCACCUCUGGGAAACUCGCGGCCGGCCCCCAUCAUGGAGCCUGGAAUCCAGGGCUGCCUGACCCACUUCAGCCUCAUCACUCAUGGCUUUGGCUCUCCAGCCAUCUGCGCCGCCAUGACCUCACUUCAGAACUACCUGAACGAGGCGCUCAAACAAGUGGACAAGAUGUACCUUACCUCUGGUAGUGACACCCAGGGGUCCUCAGACAGUGGAAGCAAAUCUACCGACAAAAUGGACAAGCACAGGAAAUGAGAACUCAAAGCAGAAUCCUUAUGAACUUGAGAACCCCUGAGUCCCUUAAUCUUACUGCCCUGUCUGCCCUUUUUGGACUUAUAAAAAUCAAUAUUGAUUGCUAAGUAUUGUCAUUUUGAGAGCUGAAUUUGUGUGUAUGUGUGCGUGUGUACUUGUUCUGUUGAAUUUAUAUCAGAUUUUUUGAGAAGUAAAUGAUUUCUCAGAACUUGUCACAGCUGGCCGCAGAGCAGUCUGUGUUGGCACAUACGGUGAACUUGUCCUAACGGGAGCCCACGUUGCGAGGACGUGAUGCACACCAUAUCGUACUAACCACUUUGCAGUUCCACACAGUUGCCAGUGUGCUGGCUACAACCAUGGGACCUGUACUCAGUUGACAAGAGGAGGAAAAGAACAAAGUGCAUACUGUUUUUCUCUCCCCAGAGGACAUCAUUUCAAGAUGAUGAAGAGUUGCUGUGGCUGUGAAUUCCUCUCAGCCCCCCUCCGCGCUCUGUCUGGAGGCAAAUCCACUGAUUUCCUGUGUCUCAAUGGACUUGCAAAGGACAACUUUUUAUAUGAGAAAGAAGGAGAAGAAAAUCCACUUCAUAUUUUUGUGCUUGAUUUGUACAACCACUUCAAAAUGGCUCCAGUGUUAUUGUGCUUUGUUCAUGAGAGAUGAUUUGAAUCUUAUGUAGGCCUGAAUGAGACAAGACAAUUUUGGGUUUGUUAUUCUGUGUGGUUCUGAAACCAGCCUCUUCAGUGUUCAUGUGGAUUACAGCAAUGCUUCUGUUGUUACUCCAUCUUUUAAACCUGGCAGCGAGAACAAGUUAUUUUUGUGUUAGGUAUUCAUCAUUCUUAGUAUUUAA